Molecule: messenger RNA, 2022 nt
Organism: Mauremys reevesii (Reeves's turtle)
Lineage: Eukaryota; Metazoa; Chordata; Testudines; Geoemydidae
Gene: FOXL3
Product: forkhead box L3
Exons: 4
Coding region: 112-870 (252 amino acids)
Biological process (GO): cell differentiation; anatomical structure morphogenesis; regulation of transcription by RNA polymerase II
Molecular function (GO): RNA polymerase II cis-regulatory region sequence-specific DNA binding; DNA-binding transcription factor activity, RNA polymerase II-specific
Source: RefSeq, a predicted model, not a curated record
CAACAACACCGACAAAAGGAAUAUCUUAACAGACUGGCUGUCUGGGACUGAAGAAUUACAAAAACAAUCUCCACCCCAACACUGAGGAAGAGCUGAACCAAGAGCAGGAAGAUGUUUGAUAAUACACAGUACCCCUAUAACUGUUUUAAUUAUGAUGGGGAUGACUAUCCAACCUGUAGUUCUGACGAAGAGAAAAAAUUCACCAGACCAGCAUACAGCUACAUUGCCCUAAUUGCAAUGGCCAUCCAGCAAAGUCCUUCAAACAAAGUGACCUUGUCUGGCAUCUAUGAUUUUAUAAUGAAGAAAUUUCCUUACUAUAGAUCAAAUCAAAGAGCCUGGCAGAACUCCAUCCGACAUAACUUAUCACUUAACAGUUGUUUUGUAAAGGUUCCCAGAACAGAAGGGAAUGAGAAGGGGAAAGGAAACUAUUGGAGCUUUGCAUCUGGAUGUGAAUCCAUGCUGGAUCUUUUCGAAAAUGGGAAUUACAGGCGGAGACGGAGAAGAAGGAACAUGAAAAGGGAACACAAAGAGCAGAGGCCAAGUGGAGGGAAAGAUCCUUCCUCCCCUGAAUCGUCUUCCAUGGAUUCUGGUUUAUACCGCAUCUCCUGUCGUGAAAGUAAAGGCGAGCCAACCGAAUCCGGCCCCAGACCCUUGGAGCCUCAUGGGUUCUUUCCAAACAACACCUCCAACAGACAGAGCCUAAACAACUCCUCCUUAGGAAAAUCUGACUCGGAAAUUAAAUUUAGCAUCGAUUACAUUCUUUCAGCCCCAGACCCUUUGCCUGUUCUGAGAUCUCCGUAUCACAUGCAAGAUAACAAAUACCAAUUCCUGGAGUCCCAAAAUAUUAAUCUCCAGUUCUGGACAAUGUGAUAUUAUUCGUACCUGGUAACAAAUUCUGUGAUACAGUCUAUACAACAGCCUGGUAUCACUGAGUGUCAUCAGUUGGCCGUCUUUUUCCACAGUAGUAGUCAGAAAGGGUGAGGAGUAACUUGAUCAGCCAGCUGAGAUGCUAUUUAUACCACAAGAACUUAGUUUUCUGAGGUUAGAGUCUAAUAUCUAACUAAUAACCCGGUUGAUGGCCUUGACAUCUUGUGAAACUGCAGUAUUAUUUUCUAAAAUAUCACUGACACCAGCUUGCUUUGCGUGGAUUUUCCUUUCUCCUUUAAAUCAGUCUACUUUCAGCUUGCUUCUGUCACAUCGGACUUUGUAAAAGACAAGGGAGAUGUGACUUCACUUACACCGGUGUAAAUUAGGAUUAACUCCACUAUAUAGGCCAGAUCUUUCACUGUUGUCAAUCCAGUGUGGUGCCAUUGAUUUAUAUCAGCUGAGAAUCUAGUGGGUUUUUUUCUUAAAUUGGGUCAAGAAGACAAUUUAGCCCAUCCUAUUUUGCUACAUUCGGUAUUAUGGCUCGGACUAUUUGGGUAGUAUAUAGCAUAAGUCAGUCACUGUGCUAUUUGAGAAAUAUGCUUAUUCAUUGCAUGAUUAUGGAAUGUUUUGUUGCAAUUCAGGGCAUAAUUGCAUAGCCAGUGGAAGUGAAAUAGUAUUCCAAUUAAUUCCAUGAAAGUUAUUGCAGGGCUGCUGAACUCUGGUAAACUUUGAUGGCUGAUAUUACAGAGACUGACAGACUCACAAUAUCUAUGAUUAAAACAAUUUUUCCUGAGAUGUAAGAAAGCCCUUGCACAGCUUUUACAUGGUAAGCAUAAAUGAAGGAUCGGCCCUGCAAGAAACUGUAUCCAGUGACAAAAUGUGGGGAAAAGUAAGGUCUCCCUACCUGCUUUGAGACAAGUUGUACCUUCCUAUUACAUGGAUUUUUAUUGAUUCUUCCUGCAAGCAAUCGCCAAAGUGGAACUUGAUACAAUUUCAGCAAAACUGGUGAGAUUUAUAAUGUAGAGACACUGACAUUAGGAUCAUAAAUGCCAUUUAAAAUUACUGUAGCUUGAUUGCCCUAUACACUGUAGAUGGAUAUUUUUAACAAAAAAAUUACAAUUAUGUACAAUGUUAAGAUAUGACCAAUACGUAGUC